AUGUUGGAAGGACUCGUCGCCGGCCUGCUCAAUCGCUUCCUGGGCAUGUACGUCAAGAACUUCGAUCCCACGCAGCUCAAGGUUGGCAUCUGGUCGGGCGACGUUAAGCUCCGCAAUCUCGAGCUGCGCCGGGAAGCCCUCGACCAGCUCAAGCUGCCCAUCAACGUCAUCGAGGGCCACCUUGGCGAGCUCACGCUGGUCAUUCCCUGGUCCAACAUCCGCGGCGCUCCCGUCAAGGUCUUCAUUCAAGAUGUCUACCUGCUCGCGAGUCCCAGGGAAGAGGCUGAAUACGACGAGGAGGAGGAAAAGCGCAGGCAGCAGAGGCUAAAGAUGGAGAAGCUGGAGAGCGCCGAGCUGAUCAAGGAACGGAACAAGGCCGGCAUGAGCCCCGAGGAGCAGAAGAAGAACCAGAGCUUCGCCCAGAGCCUGGCCACCAAGAUCACCGACAAUCUGCAAAUCACCGUCAAGAACAUCCACAUCCGCUACGAAGACUCCAUCUCUGCCCCGGGCCACCCCUUCGCUCUGGGCGUCACGCUCGAGGAGUUCAGCGCCGUCAGUGCCGAUGGUCACUGGACGCCCACCUUCGUCCAGGAGUCGUCGACCGUCACACACAAGCUCGCGACCUUGGGCUCGUUGGCUGUGUACUGGAACACGGAUUCGGAGCUUUUCAGUAGUGGCCGCGAAGCUCCCAAUGCCUCCCAAGAAACGAUGUCUCACGACGAAAUGGUUGACAGGUUUAGGAGCAUGCUUGAAAAUAUCCACGAUCCUGACUCGAGCAAUCAGUUCAUUUUGAGGCCCGUCAGCGGGCAGGCAAAGAUUGAGCUGGACAAGUCUGGCGACAUUCAUGCGCCCAAGUUCAAGGCCACGCUCCUCUUCGACGAGAUUGGUGUUGUGCUGGAUGACGACCAGUAUCGCGAUGCCCUGAUGAUGGUCGACCUUUUCCACUACUUCAUUCGCCAUCAAGAGUACAAAGGGCUCAAGCCCAAGGGAGUCACUCCGAAAGAGGAUCCGCGCGCCUGGCUGCAGUUUGCAGGAAACGCCAUCCUGAGUAAGAUUCACGACAGGAAUCGCAGGUGGUCAUGGGACUACUUCAGAGAGCGUCGUGAUGACCGCAGGCGGUACAUCGACCUCUUCAAGAAGAAGAAGCAAGGGCUGCAGCUCGAGCCCGACGAAGCCAGCGACCUCGACAAGCUUGAGUUCAAACUGAGCUACGAGGACCUGAGAUUUUGGCGAUCGUUGGCCCGGAACCAGCUGAAGAAGGAGAAUGCUGCCGCCCUCAGCAGACAGCCUCAACAACCGCAGCAGCAAGGCUGGGUUGCGUGGAUGUGGGGUUCCAAGCCGACAGGAACCAUCCAGGAAAACGAAGAAAACACGCAGAUGACGGAAGAGCAGCGAAAGGAGCUCUACGAGAUGAUUGAUUGGGACGAAAAGACUGCGCUCGCGGAAUCCGUGGACGUUCCCCGCGAGGCCGUCAACAUGUGCAUCGAGGCGGCGCUCGGCGCCGGCAGCUUCACCCUCAAGAAGAGCCCGCACCACAACUCCAUGGACCUCCUGAGCCUGCACUUCGACGUUUUCAAAGCCAAGGCUCUGCAGCGGAAAGAUUCGGUGCUGGCUAGUGUCAGCCUUGGCGGCCUGCGCGUCAAUGAUGGAACAACCCCCGACUCUCUGUAUCCGGAGAUUGUUCGAGUCAAGGAUGCCCAGACACGAAAGCCAAUCUCCCUCGAGGAGCUGGAGACCACCGACGAAGAGCCAUUCUUCGAGUUUGAGAUUGAGCAGAACCCUCUCGAACGCGAAGGAGACAUUGCCGUCGUCGGUAAGCUGAAGCCUCUCGAGGUUGUUUGGAACCCCAACUUCGUCGUUGGAGUUGUCGACUUUUUCCGGCCUCCUGAGAGGCACAUGGAGUCUAUCGCAGCUCUGAUGGAGACUGCCGGUGCCACCGUCGAGGGCAUCCGAGAACAGACGCGGGUAGGCUUGGAGUUUGCGCUCGAAGAGCACAAGACGAUCAACGCCGAGCUGGAUCUGCAGGCACCGCUUAUUAUUGUCCCCGUCAGCAUCACCAGCAAGCAAUCCACUUGUCUCGUUGUGGACGCAGGUCACAUGCAUGUGAACAGCCAGCUGGUAGAUGAAGAGACAUUGAAGGAGAUCCAAUCGAAGCAGCGCCAGUCCUACAGCGAAGAGGACUUCAAGCGCCUAGAGUCUGCCAUGUACGACAGGUUCAUCGUCAAGUUCACCUCGACUCAAGUCCUGAUUGGGCCCUCGAUUGAGGAAACCAAGGCUCAGCUCACCACGAAAUCUGGCGGAUCUCGGCUCCAUGUAGUGGAGGAGAUCAAUGUCGAUUUCGUGGUGGAAAUGUCAAUUCUGCCCAAGGCACCUAAUCUCACCAAGUUCAAGGUCUCUGGCCACUUGCCCAUGUUGCAUGCCACUGUAUCGGAUGCCAAGUACAAGAAUCUGAUGCAGAUUAUCGACGUCGCCAUACCAAGGUUUAAUCACCAGGACGAGCAAACGGCAACGACUCCUGCGGCUGCUCAAGAAAGGCCUUCUUCACGCCAUUCCUCGCGACCGCGACUCCUCAGCAAUGCUUCCAGCCGGUCGGCGCUCAAGACGACGCGCGACCGCCGACAGUCCGCCUUCCCAUUCCUCCAGUCUUCCACCGCCAUCAUCUUGGAGGACAUUGAUGACGACGACGAUGAUUUCGAGGAUGCGGAAGACGGAAAUCAUGGCGACCAGGUCAAGAUGCAGCAGCGCAGUUUCGAGUUCAACUUCAAGGUGGACACUCUGAAGGGCUCGCUCUAUCGAAGCGACCCGAAUCGGUCGGCGCCCGAUGUUCUUCUCGUGGAGCUGGUUGCGGAACGCUUUGAUCUCUCUUUCUACACUCGACUCUAUGACAUGGCAGCCGAGGUGUCCCUUGGGUCAGUCACCGUGGAUGACUUUGUGGACAAUCCCCCUGCCGAGUUCAAGUCGAUUGUGUCGUCCGGAGACCGAGAUGACCUCCAAGCUGGAAGAAGCCUUGUUCACGUCAAGUUCGUCAGGGUGAAUCGCCAGUCACCUGAGUUCAUGCCUGUGUACGAGGGAGUCGAAACCAACAUAACCACCACCAUAUCUACCAUUAACCUAGUGGUCACUCGAAAGACUCUACUCACACUGCUCGACUUUAUCCUCGUCACCUUUACAAACAAUAACGGCGACGGGCAGUCGGGUCAGGCGAGUCCCGCUCAAAUCGACGAUGUUGCUGACGAUGAUGUCGCAGUUGAGGGCGUCGUUAUACAGGAGCCGAAGCAGAACGUAAAUGCCGCUGGCUCAAUCCGCGUCAAGGUUGAAUUGAAGAGUAUUCGGCUCAUUCUAAACAACGACGGCAUCAAACUGGCAACACUUUCUUUCAACCAGGGUGAUGCCGGCAUAUUCCUUAGGGGUCAGACGAUGCGCAUUUCCGCCAAACUCGGCGACCUGUCUCUUAUCGACGAUGUAAACUUGGGCGUUUCAGAGGAAUCACAUCUUCGGAAGCUUGUGACCAUCCAAGGCGACGACCUUGCUGACUUCCGCUAUGAAACCUUCGACCCUGAGAACCCCCAGGCGUACCCUGGAUAUGACAGCUCGAUAUUCCUUCGUGCAGGAUCCGUGAAGGUCAACUUUGUGGAGGAACCGUUCCGCAAAAUCAUCGAUUUCUUAGUCAAAUUUGGAAAGAUGCAGGCACUGUACAACGCUGCACGCCAAGUCGCUCUGAACAGAGCCAACCAAAUCCAACAGAGCCCCAGCAAAAUCAAGUUUGAUGUCGUCGUCAAUACGCCCAUCGUCGUCUUUCCGCGGGCCGUGACCCCUGGCCGGCCCCAGCGCGAUCUCAUCACAGCUUACCUUGGUGAGAUCUAUGCACAGAACAAGUUCGUCCCUCUCGAUGACAGCAACAGUGCAGCCGUCGCGAUGAAGGUCUCUGCAGGAAUCCGGAAUAUUCGUCUCACCUCGGACUUUCAUUAUGCUGGUAACAAAUCCGAAGAGUUGGAGAUGAUCGACCACGUCGACCUUGGAUUCCACAUUACCCAUGCUGAACAUACCGACGGCGCGAAGCGACCGGAGACUGAGAUCGAAGGAACCGUGUCCGACAUCAAGCUUCACUUGACUCAGCACCAACUCAAAUUCUUAAUGGAGAUUUCGAGAUCAGUCCCCGCUGCCUUCGCCGGAGAUGGCGAUGCGAACGCGGAUGCCGAACGGUCAGUUGAUGACCAGACUCUGGAGCGUGCUAAAGCUGCGCCUUCGGACGAUGAAUCCAGUGGCAAUGAGCAACCGUUGACUAGUCUUGGCCCCGAACUUGGCUCGCUUUCUAACGCGUGGACCAAGCUGGAUUUCGUCUUUAACGUGAAUACCGUAGGCCUCGAGCUCAUCAUGGCCCCCGAGGACGGCCCAGUUAAUGAUGUGGCCGCCUGCAGUCUCUCGCGCUUUUCUCUUGACGAUACACGAGUCAAGACGAGGAUGAUGUCUGACGGCUCAGUAGAAGCCGAGGUCCUGGUUCGCUCGUUUACGAUCUACGACAGCCGCCCCAGGGAGACAAACAAGUAUCGCCGAAUCAUGACAUCUUCCAACAAAGAAGCGCAGCAGCUAAUGGCCAGCGUGACAAUGUCUGGCGGCAAAGAACGCAACGUCAUUGCUAUGGCUACUAUUGACAGCCCUCGCGUCAUUUUUGCUCUGGAUUAUCUUUUCGCUAUCCAGAAAUUUGCCGUCGAAGGGUUGACAGUGGAGGAAGCCAGUCCGCUGGAUACCGAGAGCAUUCUGAGUUCUCCCGAGGAAUCGGACACGGAAUCGAUGCAAGUUUCUUACUCGCAGCGGCCAUCCAUCAGCUCUCCACGGCCUAGUAUCUCUGCAGCAGAUGCCUCGCUGGAGACCCAACAACAGCAGCCGGCCGCAACCCCUAUGAACAUCUCUUUCCGAGUCAACCUCGUGGAUGCUCAGGUCAUCUUGAUCGCCAAUCCGCUCAGCUCCAGCUCAGAAGCAAUCGUCCUUGGAAUCCGCCAGGUUCUUCUCUCCCAGCAACAUGCCCUCACGUUUCAGAUUUCGCAGAUUGGCAUGUUCUUAUGCAGGAUGGACAAGUUUGAGACUUCUCGACUGAGGAUCAUUGACGAUUUCUCAAUUCAAAUGAGCAUGAAUACCCCACAGCCAAACUCGACCGACAUCAAUAUCGAGAUUGAGCCACUCAUUCUGAGGCUCUCACUAAGAGACAUCCUGCUUGCGCUUCAGAUCAUUGGAAGAGCUGGAGAGUUAUCUGGAGCUGAGCCGAAGGGGCCAAAAGAAUCGGCUGCCGACCAAAAGGCAAAACAGCUGCGAUCGAAGACCAGGCACAGGGCGUCCAGCGGGCGUGGUGGUGCUUCGACAACCGCGAAGAGCAGCCAUAGGACGAAGACAAUCGACACUUCAGCAAGUUCGAGGGUGGUGGCAACUACUCAGAAACCCUCUGGACCCCCAAGGAACGAAAAUGUGUCUGCUACCAUAGAUGGCGUCCGCAUCGUACUGAUUGGCGACCUCCAUGAACUGCCAAUCCUCGACAUUGGAAUUAAGAGCUUCACAGCGGUUGCCGAAAAUUGGACGUCGAAUUUGAAAGCCGAGGCGGCUGUUGACAUGUAUUCCAACGUGUACAACUUUUCCAAAUCGAGCUGGGAGCCCCUGUUGGAGCCCUGGCAAGUUGGCCUUGGAGUGGCCAAGGACCCGGUUUCCGGCCUUCUCUCUGUCGAUGUGGUGUCGAAGAAGACGUUUGAUAUCACAAUCACAACGGCAACGAUCGCGCUUGCUUCCAAGUCCUUCGACUUCUUGACGACCACUGAGAAUGUACUCGACAAGCCCCGAGGCGUGGAAGCUCCAUACAGAAUCCGAAACUACACUGGUUUCAAUGCCAUUAUCGAAUCCAGGAGCCCUACCAGCUCGGAACCACUCACAGUGCAUCUCGAAGAUGGCCAGGAAGCUCCCUGGAGCUUUGAGCAUUGGGAAAAGAUGCGUGAGAGUAUCCUUGCGGAGACGCAGCCGACCGACGUAGGCAUCAAACUCGAGGCGAGUGGGUUUGAUCCCAUCAAGAAUGUCCGGUUGAACCGCGAGGGCGAGUUCUUGUACAGCCUUCGACCCAAGACUGACAAUGUCUUGCAUAAACUCUGUGUGGAAGUGAGCUUGGGUGCAGACAACGUCAAAUAUGUCACUCUUCGAUCCCCGCUUGUCGUCGAGAACGCGACGCAAAUCCCCGUUGAGCUCGGUAUCUACGAUGCACAGGAGGGCCAUUUGCUCAAGAUUGAGAAGAUUGCCCCCGGGGAGUCUCGGCCUGCGCCGGUUGGAGCUGUGUAUGAGAAGAGGGUACUUGUGAGGCCAGACAGCGGCUUUGGCUACCAGUGGAGUGCAGAGCAGCUUUGGUGGAAGGACUUGCUGAAGCGCCCGACAAGGCAGCUGGUUUGCAAGGGAGAUGGCGAUGACCCCUUUUACUUCCAGGCACAUGCAUCGUUCAACAACGUCAAUCCGAUAACGAGGAUUUAUCCGUACAUGAAGAUCAAGCUGUCUGCGCCAGUUACGCUGGAAAAUCUGCUCCCGUAUGAUUUCAAAUACAGAAUCUACGACAAGAACACAAAGAAGGACUGGUCGAACUUCCUUCGCAAGGGCGGUGUCAGCCCCGUUCAUGUUGUUGAGCUCUCCCAUCUGCUCCUGCUCAACAUUGACAUGCAAGACACCGUCUUCAAGCCCAGCGACUUUGCGAUCAUCAACUCUGGUACAAACGAGGAUUUCCGCAAGGAGUCUCGCAUCGUAGUCAAGGAUGAUCAAGGCCUUUCUCUCCACCUCAGCCUCCACUACCACAAGGUUCCCAACAGCGGUGGUGCCUUCAAAGUUACGGUGUAUAGCCCGUACGUCAUCCUCAACAAGACGGGGUUGGAUCUCACGGUCAGGGCCAAGAGCUUCCUUCAGCAAGCGAAGUCGGCGGCUGGCCAGUUCCCCCUCAUAGAUACCUCGAAUAGCAACCGACCAAAGGCGCUGCCAUUCAUGUUUUCGUUUGGCAAUGACGACAAUCGCAACCGAGCUCUGCUCAAGGUGGCGGAUUCCGAAUGGAGCAAGCCUCAGAGUUUUGAUGCGAUUGGCAGCACGUCCGAGGUGGUUCUCACCUCGAGCUCCAACAGAAACAAAGAGAUUCACCUGGGCAUCACCAUCAAAUCCGGAGAUGGAAAGUACAAGAUGACCAAGGUCGUGACGCUCGCCCCGCGCUUUGUGCUCAAGAACAAGCUCGAUGAAGAGAUUCUCAUUCGGGAAUCCAGCUCGUCGGGCUACAUGACACUGGAGCCUGGCGCGCUACAGCCGCUUCAUUUCAUGCAGAACUCUGCGGUCAAGCAGCUGUGCCUUUGCUUCCCUGGGAUGAACAACCAGUGGACUUCUCCCUUCAACAUUGCGGACAUAGGAACGACUCAUGUCAAGAUUGCCAAGGCGGGCCAGCGUCAACGCCUCAUCCGGGUGGAGAUCCUUCUCGAGGACUCGACCAUUUUCUUGCACUUCAGCUUCGAGACCAAGAACUGGCCGUUCUCCAUGCGGAACGAGAGCGACACCGAGUUCACCUUCUACCAGGCGAACCCCAACGUCGAAGAGGACGAUGUGGAGGACCGAAGCGGCUGGAAGCCUAUCCGAUACCGUCUGCCACCUAGAAGCAUCAUGCCGUACGCAUGGGACUUCCCAGCUGCUAAGUUCCGCGAGGUGGUCAUUGCGACGGCUGGCAAGGAGCGGCACGUCAAGCUGGCGGAGAUUGGCAACCAGUUCCCCAUGAAGUUCACGAGCCCCAACGGCACGCAGAAGAUUAUCGACAUCAAUGUUGCCGCGGAUGGUCCCACGCAGACUCUUAUCCUGAGCAAUUUCCGCCCGAGCCAGAGUCUGUACAGGCAGAAAACCCUGUCCAGAACAAACACUGGACCAGAAGCUUUCGAGGUCAAAAACCAAGACACGGAUGCGAAAUUUGUCGCCCAGCUCAAGUUAUCCGGUAUUGGCAUUUCCUUCAUCAACGCUCAGCUGAAAGAGCUUGCAUACGUCACGUUCCGGGAUGUGCAGCUGCGCUUCCUCGACUCGCCAGUGGUCCAGACGGUAUCGUUGGCCAUCAAAUGGAUACAGAUUGACAACCAGCUGUAUGGAGGACUGUUUCCCAUGGUCCUCUAUCCGAGUGUGGUGCCGCAAAAGGCGCAAGAAAUCGAAGCUCACCCCUCGCUACACGCCAUGGUCAGUCGAGUGAAGGAUGACUCGUACGGUGUGUUGUACAUCAAAUAUGCAAGCAUCCUGCUGCAGCAGAUGACGGUUGACCUCGAUGAAGACUUUGUGUUUGCUGUGCUGGAGUUUUCGAACGUUCCCGGCGCAAGCUGGAGCUCGGUAGAUGAGGAGGGCAAACUUUGCGACGAGGAUCUGGAUAUUCCGGAACCGACUCAUGAAGAGUCUGGGCAAGACAUCUACUUUGAGGUUCUCAACAUCCAGCCGAUGCAGAUAGACCUCAGCUUCAUGCGGACAGAGCGUAUCAACGCGGAGGACAAGACGUCAACCCACAACCCGCUCAUGUUCUUCCUGAACGUGAUGACGAUGGCCAUCGGAAACGUCAAUGAUGCACCGGUGCGGUUCAAUGCCCUGAUACUCGAAAAUGUUCGAGUAUCGACGCAGGUCCUAAUCCAGAACAUCUCCAACCACUACAGCCAAGAGGUCAUGUACCAGAUCCACAAGAUCCUGGGAUCUGCCGAUUUCCUGGGCAAUCCCGUGGGGCUGUUCAACAACAUCUCGUCCGGCGUCAACGACAUAUUUUACGAGCCGUACCAGGGCCUGAUCCUCUCCGAUCGGCCAGAGGAAUUCGGCAUGGGCAUUGCAAAGGGUGCCGCGUCUUUCGCCAAGAAGACUGUCUUCGGAUUCUCCGACAGCUUCUCCAAGUUCACCGGCAGCCUUAGCAAGGGUCUCGCCGCGGCGUCCAUGGACAAGCAAUUCCAAGACCGGCGACGUAUCACCAGGGCGAGGAACCGACCGAAACACGCCCUGUACGGUGUGGCGGCUGGUGCCAACAGUCUGUUCACCAGUGUAGCGUCUGGCGUCGGCGGUCUGGCACUCAAGCCUCUCGAAGGCGCCGAGCAGGGAGGUGCUCUGGGCUUCUUCAAGGGUGUCGGCAAGGGUGUGCUGGGUCUGGCAACCAAGCCGGCAGUAGGCAUCCUGGACAUGGCCAGCAACGUCAGCGAGGGCAUCCGCAACACGACAACAGUCUUUGACGGAGCUGAGCUGGAUCGCGCCCGAUACCCUCGCUUUGUGCCCAAUGAUGGCAUUGUGCGGCCUUACAAUCCCAGAGAAGCCCUUGGGCAGUACUGGCUGAAGCAGGUGGACAAUGGGCGAUACUUUGACGAGCAGUACAUUGGCCAUCUCGAGCUGCCCAAGGAGGACAUGGUCGUCAUGGUCACCUUUGCACGCAUCCUGUUGAUUCGAUCACGGCGACUGACUAGUGAAUGGGACGUGCCCCUGAAGGAUGUGCAAACGAUUGCAAAGGAGCGUACGGGCAUCAGCCUGUCAUUGAGAGAUGGAGCGAAUGGGCCGUUUAUCCCCGUGGGAGAGGGCAGUGAGAGGACCUUCCUUUACAAGAUGCUUGGUGUGGCUGUUGAAGAGUUCAAUCGGAGGUUCAGGGGAGGUGAACGAUGA
Molecule: messenger RNA, 9648 nt
Organism: Trichoderma citrinoviride
Lineage: Eukaryota; Fungi; Ascomycota; Sordariomycetes; Hypocreales; Hypocreaceae
Product: vacuolar protein sorting-associated protein 13
Exons: 2
Coding region: 1-9648 (3215 amino acids)
Biological process (GO): protein retention in Golgi apparatus; late endosome to vacuole transport; protein targeting to vacuole
Cellular component (GO): extrinsic component of membrane
Source: RefSeq, a predicted model, not a curated record